Molecule: messenger RNA, 732 nt
Organism: Auxenochlorella protothecoides
Lineage: Eukaryota; Viridiplantae; Chlorophyta; Trebouxiophyceae; Chlorellales; Chlorellaceae
Exons: 4
Coding region: 1-732 (243 amino acids)
Source: RefSeq, a predicted model, not a curated record
AUGAUCAGUCGUGCCAGAGUGUCCUUCCCCUCCCUGGUGCGAGAGGCCGAGGCGCAGGCUGCCGCAGCGGCCUGCCCCGAGCCUUGGGCCCUGGACCUCCCCGCGCCAGCCCCCGCCGCCCUCCCGCCCGACCUGUGCAGCAGCGGGUUCACCAGGGCCGCCACCCGCCUGGUCUCCCUGCUCCUGGAUCAAGGGAGCUCCGGGCAUGGCCUGGAGUGGGGCCUGGGUCCUGGCCUGCCUUUCUUCCUUCGGGGCAGGCUGCAGAGCCUGGUCAGCGUGGAGCGGGACGGCGCGGUGGCUGCCAUAGCACAGCGCGUGCAGCGGCGGCAUGCCACCCCCCUGACCAAGCGCUGGGAGGUGCAGUAUGUGCCCCUGCCGGGGUCGAACGACACGGCCCACGCGACGGGCUGGCGCUACGUCAACUGCCCCGUGCCGCCCGACGCCGCGCUGCGCUUCAUCUCCGUCGGGCGCAGCUCCCGCGCCGCCGUGCUGAAGCGCGCCGUCGGCAUCCUCAGACCCGUGGACGGGGUCCUGGUGCUGCCCGACGUCUCGCGGGAGGAGGCGCUGCAGGCUCGGAGCGUGGUGCCCCCGCACUGGCAGUGGCACCACAGCGGGGCGGCCGCGCGUGGGACGCUGGUCUUCCUUUCCUGCACCCCCGAGGCGUGCGGCUUGGAGCAGGUGUCGGGCGCGGGCUGGCUCGAGGGCGGGGCCGGCGACUGGGGUCGCACAUGA